GAGGAAGUUCUCUGCGUUAAGUUACCAUAGCAUUUACGUUAUACUUCUGACCUCAGUUAUUUUGGUUGUUCACGGGUUUCUUUUCUCCACUGGGCUGUGAGCAUUUUUAGGGCAGAAACCUACUGUCCUUCACCUACCUUCACACCCCAGAACCUAACAAAAGCAAAGUGCUCGUCAUAGGAGCUCAAAAGUUUUGGAAGGAAGGAUAUUCAUGGAGAUGAUUGUUGCCUUUUAAAUAUUUGAUAUGCUUUUGGACUCGAUAUAGGCUGCUGUUAAUAUGUUAAUCCUGAUAACAGGUUUCUAACAUCACCAUGUUCGUUUCCUGACCAGCAAAAGAAGAAUGUUAACCUGUGCCACAGUGGCAAUUUAUAUGCAAGAAUCAAUAGUUCAAGUACCAGGAAGAAGUGUGGUUAGGAGGUUGGCAAUGUGAAUCCAAACUCCCUUCUCAAAGCACUUUGAAGGAAAGCGAGGGGUAGUCUUCUACGAUGAAGACACAGGUUUGGAGUAUCUCUUUUUGCCUGGAUUUGCUUAAAUAUAAAAAUAGGGGAUUGGAUUACAGCUCUUCUUCUCCUUUAAAUCUAAAAUUAGGUGAUUCCGGUGGUUCUACUUAACAGGUGUUUAAAUAUUGCAUAAAUUUUUCUCUGUGCUCAAAUUAGCAAUCAAAGCUACAAAGACUUGCUUUUUUACCAGUGCCUCGAAAACAUAUUCAGAAGUUCAUUUGACCCUGAAUAAUGGCUGUGCAAACACAUUAAGUGGUCAUUUCCACAACUGUUCUGUUUCUUUAAGAGACCUCACUUGUUAAGCUGGAAGAUCAUUGAACCAUAUGAGGGUCAAUAAAAGAAUAAAAAGUCACCGGUUGGUGAUUUCGGUACAAGGAACUUAAUCGUAGUUGAGUAUCUGUGUCCAUAUGCUGCUGGCCAUCAAAAGGGGAGUGUUUGAUCUUCAGCAGCUUGCCCUUCCUCAGGAUGGUUUCUGGAAAACUGAUCAAGCUCCUGGUUUUUGAGCUUUUCGAGUUUGCUGCUUUCUCCAUUCCCACGCUUGUGAUUGUGGAACAGUUUGCCACCACCUAUCAAACAACGACGGGGAGCCCUGAGAAAACACAUUAUUGGCUGAUUGUUUCCUGUUCGAUUGCCUAUGUGGCUUCAGUGACUCUGCUGAUUUGGGUUCCCAUAAAAGUUCUCUUAUACAGGAAGCAUGCCUUUUCCAAAAAAAUUAAAGGAUGGAGACCUGUUAUGAUGAUGUGUGUUAUACUCACCACACUUCCCAGCUUCAGCUUUUCUAUCGCAGGGACUGAGGUUCAAAAGAAUAUUAAUGGUUCUGCGGAUACCUUACCUGAUACCUUACCUGAUCUGCCAGUUUCUCUGGUUCUGACUUCCUUGAUUGUGGUGGAUAUUAUUGAAAAACUCAGGAUAUAUUCUCUUAGAAGGUGGCAAAAUUGUGAUGAAGUUAGAUAUGUCUAUACAACCACUUUGCACCAAGUAAAAACCGUGAUGGACCAAGUGAAGCAAAAGGAAGAAAAUACUUCGUCUCCGCAGCCAGCCAGGAGGACCGAGGCAUCACAGCCAUGGGGACAAAGCACACAGAGCCCCGCUCCAGCUCUGGGAGAACCCCAGGAGCCCUCCUUCCACUCGGGAAUCCUGGGAACCAUGUCCCAUCAGGACUACCGUGCCCAGAUCACCCUGUGGAGCUUUCUGCUGUGGUCUGACACCAUAGAAAUGGUGCGCGUGGCUGGCCACCCUGCUGUGUAUAAGUCAGGCUGGCUGUACCCAGUCUACAUAUUCAGUUUUAUUUCUCUCCUUCGGAUGAUAUUAACUCCUCAGAACCCUCUUCAGAAUUCCCUGGGCAUCUUUCUCCAAGACUUACCCUUUAUUUUUAUUAGACUUAGUUUAAUCAUUGCCCUGGGAACUAUCACACCCGUAUUGGGCCUUUGUAAAAACAUACUAGUGACUCUCUCUCAUGUUUACUUCAAUUACUUAUCCAAAUUCAGAGCUUUCUCUACCUUUGAAAUGUCUUCAUUUUAAAAAGAAAAUGGAAUAGGGCCCCCUGGGUGGCUCAGUUGGUUAAGCAUCUGACUUCGGCUCAGGUCAUGAUCUCAUAGCUCAUGGGUUUGAGCCCUGCGUUGGGCUCUGUGAUGACAGCUCAGAGGUAUAAAUUUUUGUCCUAUGGAAAGAAAUGAGGAAUACAUUGUAGAGAAUAAACUGUUUUUAAUAAGGGUAGCUUAUCGCUUUUUGAAAAGUAUAUUCAACUGAUGUUAAAUUUAAGCGACGUUUUAUUCUUAUAAGUUAACUCACCUGGAUCUCUAGAAAAUGUUAGUAAUUUUAGUUAGUUAUGUAUACUGCACUUUUUCUAAAAACAGUCUUCAUUAAAGCCUUAAAAAAAUUAGAACAUGUUUUCCCACUAAGUCCAAGAAUGAUAUUUUUAUCAUUUAUAUAAAUUAAAGAGCUUUGCAAGAAUGAAUUAGAUAGAACUAUUUUUUUUAGAAAAUAUACCUGAUGUUAUUAAAUAAGUUUUAGAUUAUACUUGAAAAAAUUUGAACGGUAGAGGCACCUGGAUGACUUUAGUUGGUUAAGCGUCCAACUCUUGGUUUCGGCUCAGGUCAUGAUCUCACAGUUCAUGAUCUCCAGUCCCGUAUUGGGUUCUAUGUUGCCGGUGCAGAGCCUGCUUGGGAUUUUCUCUCUCUCUCUCUCUCCCUCCUUCUCUCCCCCUCCCCUGCUCGCCCUCCCUGUCUCUCUCAAAAUAAAUAAAUAGGCAUUUUUAAAGAGAUAUAAAACAUUUAUUAAAAAAUGUUUUUGAUCUGUAGUUUUAAGGUCUCCUUCAAACAUGGAACUAUGUUCUUUAAUCCGCUGUGGCAAGCGACUUUUAUGUAAUUGACUGAUUUCAGCAUAAACAGCAACUCAGUUUAACAGAUGUUUGGUUCAGUUUAAGGCAUAGCCCUUUGCUCAUACUGAAGUACUAAUAUACAUAUUGUUAAAUGUAAUGAAGUCUAGGUACAUCAGUAACACCUAAAGUUUUAUCAUAGAAAGAGGCCAUAAAUUGAAGGUGUGGAUUUCAAAGAAUAUUUUAUUUGUGGAAUUUCAUACCAUCAUAAAAAUAGUCACAAGCCCUGUUUAAAAAUUUUUUAAUGUUUAUUUAUUUUGGAGAGAGAGACACAGCAUGAAUGGGGGAGGGGCAGAGAGAGAGAGAGAGAGAGAGAGAGAGAGAGACAAGAAUCUGAAGUAGGCCCUAAGCUCUGAGCCGUCAGCACGGAGCAUAAUGUGGGGCUGGAAUCACAAAGGGCGAGAUCAUGACCUGAGCUGAAGUCCCACACUUAACCAACUGAGCCACCCAGGUGCCCCACAACCCUGUUCAAAAUUAGAAGUUCAGGUUAUGAACACAACAGCAAAUGCAUCUGUGCUGUAUGUGAUAAUAUAUACUGAAUGCCUUGAUGUGAAGUAAUCAGACGCAUAAUUAUAUCAUUUGUCUUCACGACCUGGUGACACUUGUGGAUAUUCAGCUCCCAGAACGAUUUGAAAGGCUUAUGUGUGCAGAGUAAUGUGUCAAACUAGCCAGUCUCUUCAAUGAUCUGUGGCAACAAAUACGGUAAGAAUGGAUAACAGAACUUGCAUGCUAGCCCUUGUCUCCGUCAAAGUCCCCAAUCUCGCAGAUCCCCUAUGCUUUAUGGGUUUUCUUCCCACUAUAAGAGGUCUGUUUAUGCUUCUUUAAAAGCUUAGCUUCUGGCUUUAUGGCUUUGGGUAAGUUCUUUGACCACUGUAAACCCUAGUUUCCACAUCUAAAACCAGAGCAUAAUAAUCUUACCUUAAUAGGUUAGAAUUGUACUUUAAUAGGUUGACGAGGAUUACAUGAGAUAGGAAAUGCUGUCAUCCUAUUGUCUGGCAAACAAUAAUAACUUGAUAAACUAAGUAUUUCAAAUGUGCCACAUUAACCAUUUUAUUUAUGAAAAAUAAUAUGUAAAAUCUCAAGGUCACCUUAGGUUAUAAUUUUUCACCAAGUAGCAUGAGGUCCAAAAAUGAGCAAUCUACUGAAUAUACAGAUUAAAGUUGAUAUGAGUAUUCACUCGUCAGGCAUUUGAUUGUCCCUCCUGAGUUCUUAUAGUGCUAAUUAUAGUGCUCUAUUAAGACUUUAUUUGAGGGUUUACUUUUCUGAGUUCCCCAUUAAUGCUUAAAUUCCUUAAAGGAAGUCCUGAUGGUGUCUUGUGGGUUUCCCUCUUCAUCUGUCAAUCCAACAGGCACUUAUGAUACUUAGAACUCUAAAAAAUUGAGAAUUCAAAUAAUCUCUUUCAAAUUAUGCCAUGAUAAUCUUUUUUAAUUAAGAAAAACGUGUAGGUGAAGUAGUUGAUUCGUAAUUUUCUUAAAUCUGAAAACAUUUGACAUACAUUUGUAUUUAUCUUUAUAUUGGAAUUUAUAGAGUGACCAGUGGUCAGACAAACUCUAAAGUAUUACUUACUGGAAUUUAGAAUGUGUUUUGUGUUUAAUAGUUGAAUAUGGAUAUACCUGGCCUACUGGGAAGUCACAACACUUUAUACAAACAGUAAAGAGAUGUACAUGUAGAGGAAAAUUAUUGAGUAACAAUUUAAUAUUUUAUUUCAAGAGUAUACACUGGUUUAUAAAGUUCAAGUCUAUGAUAGUCUUUCAUUUCAAUGCCUUUCAGAAGUUUUAAUUAAAAAAUUUUUAAAUUGAAGAAUGGUUGGCAUACAAUAUUAAUUUUAGGUAUAUAACAUAGUAAUUUGAUAUUUUAUAUACAUUAAAAAAUGAUCACUGUAAUGAGUCUAGUUACCAUUUGUCACCGUGAAUAGUUAUUACAAUAUUAUUGACUAUAUUCUCUAUGCUAUACUUUAUAUCCCCAUGACUUAUUUAUUUUAUAACAGGAAGUUUGUACUUCUUAAUCCCUUCCACCUGUUUCAUUCAUUUUCCUACCCCUUCCCCUCUGCCAACCACCAGUUUGUUUUCUGUGUCUAAGAGUCUGUUUCUGUUUUGUUGUGUUUGUUCAUUUGCCUUAUGGAUUUUGCAUGUAAGUGAAAUCAUAUGGUAUUUGUCCUUCUGUGUCUGAUUUAUUUCACUUAGCAUCAUACCAUCAAGAUCCCUCCUUGUUGUUGCGAAUGGCAAGAUUUCAUCCUUUUUAUGGCCGAGUAAUAUUUCAUUGUAUACAUAUUACUUUCUUAAAUAUAUGACUUUUUAAAAAUUUAUUCAUGUAUUGAUGGACACAGACGGCUUCUAUACCUUGGCUAUUGUAAACAGGGCUGCGAUGAACACAGGGUGCAUAUAUCUGUUUGAAUCAGCGUUUUCAUUUUCUUCUGAUAAAUACCAAGAUGGAAUUGCUGGA
Molecule: messenger RNA, 5319 nt
Organism: Acinonyx jubatus (cheetah)
Lineage: Eukaryota; Metazoa; Chordata; Mammalia; Carnivora; Felidae
Gene: TMEM236
Product: transmembrane protein 236
Exons: 4
Coding region: 966-2021 (351 amino acids)
Source: RefSeq, a predicted model, not a curated record